Messenger RNA from Coccinella septempunctata (seven-spotted ladybird), 1581 nucleotides. Its product is annotated as protein mono-ADP-ribosyltransferase TIPARP-like. The record is from RefSeq and is a predicted model, not a curated record. The transcript has 2 exons. Bases 280 to 1401 code for a protein of 373 amino acids. NCBI's taxonomy places the organism in Eukaryota, Metazoa, Arthropoda, Insecta, Coleoptera, Coccinellidae. Gene Ontology annotation, molecular function: NAD+ poly-ADP-ribosyltransferase activity.
AUAAAUAAACGAUCAAUAGAAUAAAAUUAAUAUGGAACUGAAUGGGAAUUACAUAUAAUACGUUUGUGCCAAGAAGAUAUAACAUAUGCUAUAUCUUCUUGGGUUAUGGGUUCUUAUCUUUAUGAAGAUUUCCAUGUAUUAUUGUUGUUCAUUCGUUACACACUAUAUUUUGUCCAUUUUGUUUAUUGUGCUCUCAGAUCAUUUUUGUUUGAUCUGAAAUUGUGAAGUUAUAUCUUUUGUUAUAUAUCCCAAAGCCAACAGAUUUGUGGUGUUAAAGAAAUGGGAGGAUGCCUAUGUAGACCGUGUAUAGACCUAUUGUCAAAAAAACCUGAAGAAAACAAUGGAGAAAAUGCAAUCCCACAAUAUGGAACUGCGAACCGACUUCCUUCAAAUGAUCCACAUGGGCAAGAUUUAAAUAGUGACAGUGUAGUUCAACAACUUUUAACAAGUCGGUAUAAUGAUCAAGGCACCUCGAGAUCAAAUUUUCAAGCGUACAAAUCUUUUUCAACUACUGCAAAUGCAGUAUCAAAUAUUCAGACUGUCAACCAAGGCAUUGUAACUUCAACACUUGCUUCAAAUAGGAAAGCGACACGAAUAGAAGGUACUACUACAGCCAAAUUAGGUCCUCAAAGAGCCAUAGGUAAAUCGUCGAGAUUUCUAGGUGAAAGCUGUGAACCAAAGAAAAGAGAGAUUCAGUCGAACAAUAGAAGCAAUAAUAAACCUCAUCCUUCAUCUUUAUGCAAUCAUACUAUUGUACCGAAAAAUGUUCAAAGAAGGAAAUAUGAUCCUAACUACUAUCCAGCAGCCUCAGAAAUUUCAGUUUCAACUUCUGCCGUUUAUCGGAUUUUGCGUGUUUCACCUCUCGAAUCCCGUAUUAUCAGGAGGAGUAUUACCAACAAACAUAUUAUAAUACAUAGUAUUGAGAAAAUUGAGAACAAAUUCCUUGAAUCGAGUUACCAAAUGAAGAAACGUCAAAAACUGAAGUACUUUGAGCAUAUUGAUGAACUUGACUUGUUUCACGGUACAAAAUCGGAUAAUGUAGACAGUAUUUGUAAAAAUAAUUUCAAUUGGAGAUUUUGUGGAACUAAUACAGGGCAUCAAUUCGGUAGUGGGGUUUAUUUUUCUUGUAAUGCCAUGUAUGCUGCGUACUAUUCUUCAGAUGACGAUGAAAAAGUGAUGUUCAUCGCCAAAGUUCUAGUAGGAAAUAAAUGUUUGGGUACACAAAACAUGAAGUUACCUGAGGUGGGUUGUGAUACAUCCGGAAAAUAUCAUGAUAAUAGUGUGCUCGCGAAAUACGAAGAUAAUGAAUAUUAUCCUGCCUAUAUAAUAAGAUUCCAUAUAUCGCCUGAUUAUAUACCUAAGAAUAGAAGAAAGAGAGUAGACAACUGUUCACAUGAAUAGUUCUUCAGUAAAGUCAAACGGAAAAACGAAGAAAUAUGUAUGCUAACUGAAAUAUUUUUCUUCAUUGAUCUUUUAUCACUUAGUUAUUUUGAUUUCAGAGAGACUCCAAUUUUUUCUUGAUAUGUGUCAUGAAAGGAGCUUUUUUUUUUUAAAUACUGACUUCAUUUCAACAGAUUUUUG